GUGACACUCAACAUUUGUAAUGGGUUGAAGUCAUUUCUCUGUUUCUUUAUCUGUGAAACCCUAAUAUUUCAUUUACAAAAUUCUGGGUUUUUGACAAUAUAUUAGUGUCGAAGAAGUGGAGAAGUUGUAUAUGUAAUUAGUUUGAUUUCAUGUUUUGGUUUUCUAUCUUCUGUUUAAUCUUAAAUGCGUCCAUUUCUUUUAUUUUCUUCGAACAACUCGUUCCAAUUAUGUUUGGUUUGACAGAAAUCAGUUCUUGCGCGAAUUUUGCUUCAGAUAUAUUAACUUUUUAUUUCUCAAGAAACUUUCCAUGAAAACACUUAUUGUCCAAACAUGAGUGCCUUCUAUAAUUUUCUAUGACAUAUUAGCGGCUCAAGAAUUUUUGAGGCCUCACGCUAAAUGCUAAAAUGAAGCCUUACUCUACAGUGCCUAUUAAAAUUUGAGGCCUUUGACAUCUUUUGAAAGCAGAGUGUCUUUUCCUUGGAACAAGUCUUGUUAGUUUUUGAACAAUCUUGAAGAAAUAAAGAACUCAUUUGCAUGUGAUAAUUCUAGACCGGGUUUGUAUUUACAUAUUUCAUUUUGGUAGUAUCCACUUUUCAACACUUCAUGGUAAUAUGUUUGAUCUCAAAGCAUCAUCCUUGUCAUUUUUAUUUGAAUUCGGAUGCUAGCCCCUCUGUUUGUUACAUGGGAAAGUUAGUUUCUUUUUCUUAAGACUUUUUGUGGAAACAUUUUCCUUAAGACAAAAGUUUCUUUUAUUCUAACUAGACUUUUUACAUGCAGUGGUUAUUGUGAUUGAAUUUUGUUGAUACAGAGACAAGAAGGAGCGAUUCUAAUGAGUUCAUAUCAAGAAACAGGUGACAUUAAGUCUGGAAUGAUUAGGGAAAAACUGUUAGCAGUAUUCAAAUACCUUACUGAGAAGAACUUCCAAAAAGCUCGUCACGAGUUCGAGUGUGAGUCGGGCCUCUUCUUCGACAUCAAGUAUUUUGAGGAGCUGGUGGUUAACGGGGAUUGGGAUGAGGCUGAUAGAUAUCUUUCUUGCUUCACCAAAUGGGACGACAACCGUCAUUCUAUGAAAAUGUUUUUUGAAAUCAAGAAGCAGAAAUACUUUGAGGCAUUGGACAAGUGCAAUUUUCAUGAAGCAACCGAUAUUCUUAUGAACGAACUGAAAGUUUUUUCUGAGUCUGAUCAAGAAUUAACCAAGGAGAUGACUGACCUAUUAAAAAAUAAAAGGGAACAUAGACAACUCACAGGGCAUGCUAACACGGAGAUCCAAAGAAAGAAUCUGAUGGGAAUGUUGUUCAAUAAACUUUUGAUAAACCAUCCCAUUAUCAGUGAAAAACUGCAGUUCCCUACCUUAGCAGAUUCAACGUUAAAACAUCAAUUUCCCAAAGGAAGUCCCAAUUAUUCUGAUGCUAGUUUGGCUUCGCAAUCUACACAUUUGGUUCCAGUGGGUCAAAUUGAGGUGGGUCAAGUUGAGCCACUACAAACCAUAGCAAGACCAGUUCCAGAUCCCUUGAGCCUGCCGCAGAAUAAUCUACCAACCAUAAAUCAGCAGGGAGGUAAGCUAUUACACUGAUUUUUUAUACAAGCACACAAAAAUUUGAAUUAUUAAGUACUCAAAAAAUUCACCACAUUGCCUGGUUUAGGUGCACCUUUGGCGAGCAUCAAUAAUUUUUGUGACAUCUCUAACACGCGCCUCUCUGGAAUUUCAAACACAGUAAGGCAUAUACUAGCUAUAUAACUGCAAAGGGCAUAAUCUUUUUUCUGACUUGUGUUUCAUUUCCACUUUUUACACUGCUAUCAAUUUCAUUUAUUUAUUUUUUGGAACAUUUCACUGCUUUACAUUUGUGUCUGGACAUUUUGUAGAGGAUAUUGCCAGCUCCUGGUGAAUAUGGAAGUAGUCGUAGACUCUUUGAUGCAAACGCUGGGAUCACCAAUUCUGUCGGCACAAUUAAUCAGGAUACCCCUACUUUGUCAAGAAUUAGGCCCGAGACUGUGACUAAGGUCAGUUUACUACUUACCCAAAAAAAAGGUCAGUUUUCUAAAUCUCCACAUCUACAAGAAUCUUAAUCCAAAACCUGUAGAAAGGCAUUCUUUUGGGUACAGCUCGAGUUUACUUUGCAACUAAAUGUGAGAAUAUGUUGUAUAUAUGGCAGGAUUGUGUAUAUAUGGCAUGAUUGUGUAUCUGAUUGUGGUGUAAAUAGGAACUUUGUAUAACCAACUAGGCGUUGCCUUUCUUAGGGCUUAGUUUAAAGGAGAUUAUGGGUUCAAUUCCCCUUAAGGUUUAAGGUUCAAGGGAGUUGAAUUAAGGCAGUGCAAACACUUAUGUGCUUUGUCAAGGUGGGGAGAUUUUCUAACAACUAACAUUUGCCGAUAAAAAAAAAAAUAGGAACUUUGUAUUUCCUUUUUGCAGAUAUAGAUUUAGGGCUAUAUAAACUGAUGAACUGUUUGUAAACAAAUACAAUUGAAUAUAUAAGAACAUUCAGAAAUCUUACAUGUAUCAGAGCCAAGUGCGACACCCUAGCAGAAAUCGCAACUGGUUCUCUGGUUCUGAGCUUUAGUUCGAUCAAAGUUCUCUUUGAUUCUGUUCUGGUUCUGUUCACCACCCAUCAUCACGG
This is a messenger RNA of Camellia sinensis, 2615 nucleotides long. The record is from RefSeq and is a predicted model, not a curated record. NCBI's taxonomy places the organism in Eukaryota, Viridiplantae, Streptophyta, Magnoliopsida, Ericales, Theaceae.